Messenger RNA from Cicer arietinum (chickpea), 4201 nucleotides. Its product is annotated as protein SCAR3-like. Gene Ontology annotation, molecular function: protein kinase A regulatory subunit binding; Arp2/3 complex binding. Gene Ontology annotation, biological process: actin cytoskeleton organization; positive regulation of Arp2/3 complex-mediated actin nucleation. NCBI's taxonomy places the organism in Eukaryota, Viridiplantae, Streptophyta, Magnoliopsida, Fabales, Fabaceae. Gene Ontology annotation, cellular component: cytoskeleton. The record is from RefSeq and is a predicted model, not a curated record.
CCCUAUGUUGUUGUCUGAGACAAUGAUUUCCGUUCAAGAAUGGCUUGCAUAGUUGGCAAUGUCCUUCUUCUCCCUCACCUUACCACAACCAUGGAUCCGUACACUUAACCUCCUCUCUCUAUUUGUUCCUUCUCUUUGGCAGUUAAGCUGCUCCAAUCUAUACACCCACCACCAACUUUCUCUCUCUAAUUACUUCAUAAAAAUCCCAUCUUUUUUUCUUCUCUCUCUCUUCAUUCCUUCAUUUAUUGCUUCCCUUUGCAUUCAUUCAAUUCACUCCACACAUUCAUUGGUUUAAGAAGGAGUUGAGAAAAUAAAAGGGUCCUCUUUUGGGUUUACAAAGAGAAAAAAAGAUGCCUCUUGUGAGGUUGCAGGUGAGAAAUGAGUUCGGUUUGGGGCAACCUGAGCUUUAUAGAGAGACUAAUAGAGAAGACCCUAAAGCAGUUCUUGAUGGAGUUGCUGUUGCUGGACUUGUUGGGAUCUUGAGACAACUUGGUGAUCUUGCUGAUUUCGCAGCAGAGGUUUUUCAUGGUCUGCAGGAGCAAGUGAUGAUAACGGCUGCUAGGAGUCAUAGAUUGAUGACUCGCGUUCAAAACAUCGAAGCUUCCCUACCUCCCUUGGAGAAGGCCGUAUUGGCACAAACAAGUCACAUACAUUUAGCCUACACAGCUGGUUGUGAAUGGCAUCCACGCAUAAGAACUGCUCGAAAUCAUUUCAUAUACAAUGACUUGCCUCAUUUUAUUAUGGAUUCAUAUGAAGAAUGCCGUGAUCCUCCACGAGUUCACUUGCUUGAUAAAUUCGAUACCGGUGGCCCAGGAUCUUGUUUAAGGAGAUAUUCAGAUCCAACCUUCUUCAAGAGAGUAUCUGCAGAUUCAGAAGAACGAUACUCUGAGAAGACCGAAAAGGCUAGGAAAUCCCGUAAAAAUAAGAAGAGAAGGUCAACAUCACGAAGGAACGGGGAACUUUUGAGGGGUGAACAGAUGCAUGGCAAUAGUGGCAGAAUGCAAUUUAAUUCUUCCUCAAUCAACGGACGAGCUUCCUCGCACACAAACUCCACAAUAGACAUGACAAUGAAAUCAGAUGUAGAAGAUCGUUCAAAUUCUUUCGAUUCAAAGUCUGGGGCUGGCUACAUUGAAUGUAUUUUCCAUCCAAGUAAUAAUUCUUUGCAACCAAAAGAACAGGAUUGCGAGGAACCAUCCUCUCCAAGGUUGGCACAGAAAACUGAUACUCUUCCAUCAGUAUCUCCUUCUAUAGAUGAUGAUAUUUCACACGAUUCAUUGGAAAAGCAAAUCCCCUCUCAUUCGUCCGGUGUUACUUGGGAUGAAAAGGAAGAGAUAGUGGAAUCCAAUAGUCAAACCUGUGAGACGGAUAAAACACCAGAGAGGCUUGUGGAAAAACACGACUCGGAUAUGCAUGUGAACGAGCCUGUUAGCAUUAGCAAUGGCAUAGCUAAUAUUGAUUACAGUGAUAUUCUAUUUAAUGAAGAAAGAAACCUAAAACCAGUCUUUGGAGAGAUUCAAGCAGAUGAUGAUAUAGAUAGUGAACCUGAUAAUGAUAAUUUCAUGGAUGCUCUUAACUCCAUCGAAUCAGAAUCUGAAGUUGAUCUUGACUACGAAACCAAACGAGAGGUGCAGCAAUUCGCAUCAAAUGUCACUCUUGAAAUGAUUGAAAAUGGAGAUACUGAAGCUCCUUCUAAUUUAUCUGACAACAAUUUAUCUGAUGUUGUUUCUCAAACCGGAUAUACUGUUCACAUAAACAAAGAAACAGGCAAGGAUAUUCCUGACUUGCUUCAAGAAAAUUCUCCUCUCACGCCAGAGUCAUAUAUCCCUGAUAUUGAAAAAGUGACCAGAGACACUGUUUACUCAAACGAAGAAGCAAUCCAAGAUUUGCCUGACUCACUGCAAGAAAUUCCUCCUCUCACAUUCGAACCACAUGCAUCUGAUUUUGAACCUGCGAGUCCAUUAGACAUUCCAUACCACAAAGAAACGUUUGGGGACUUUCCUGACUCCCUACAAGAAAUUCCUCCUCUCACAUUACCAGAAAUUCCUCCUCUCACAUUAGAGCCAGAUGAAUCUGAUUUGGGAUAUGCGAGUCCGUCAAAUGUUUCUUCUAGCAAAGAAAUAACCACGGAUGUAGCUGAUUCUCAUUCCUCUGAGAGUCUAAUUUCUGGAAGGGAUCCUCACACACAUGAGAAUUCGGUUUUGGAUCACUCAGUAGGGACUCAUACAUCCAUUGGCUCUCCUACCGAUAAUGAUACAACGUCAGCAUCCAUUAGAACCGAUAAAUCAUUUUCUGGCUCUGAACUACCAGAUGAAAGAGCAGGGAAGGUCAAUAAUAACUGCAAAUAUGAAGACACGCGUAAAGAGUCUUUGAGCGAUAACUCGGUUAGGUUCUGGACUAACGGUGGAUUAUUAGGACUUGAGCCAUCAAAACCUCCUGAUUUUACCAUGCCAAGUUCCUUAAAUCAAGAGUCUCUGAGCAUGAAAAAUGAGAUGAAUGGUGGUUCACUUGCCAAUUCAAUGCAAAAGAGCAAUGGUUCCACUUACAAAGAUGGACCACAAUUAUCAGAAAAGAUUACUCAACAAAUUCUUAAGGAAUCAAGUUCUAGAUAUGAUGAUCAGGCUUGUACAUCUGAAAAUACGUCACACAGUUCUCAGCAGAGUAAUGGUCACACUAAGAGGAACAGUUUGGGCGAAGUCAACGUAACUGCACCUGGAGUUGUUCCCCCAGCUGCUGCCGACACAAAGAAUUGUGCUGAAACCAACCAGGAAAACGAUGAAAACUCGUUGCAACUGUUUGGACUUGGUCAUAGGUUAUUAAUAAAAAGCUUGCAUCGCAAGGUUUCUUUCGAUGAAAAAUCUGGACAUUAUAAUUCUUUGAAAUCUGUUAUAUUGGAGCAGAGUGAACAAAAUAGCAUUAUAAAGCAGUCACAUCCUGAGAGAACCUUCAAAGAGAAAGUUAGUUUCGGUUAUCCUAUAGAUUCACUCCCUCCUUCGCCGCCGCUUGAACAUAUGAAAAUAUCCUUCCAACCUCUCAGUGGACUUGAGACCUCCAAGCUAAAACUGCAGUUUCCUGAUGGUGGUAAUCAUCAUGAAAGUAUAAGGGAUAUGUUUCCUUCGUUCCAAUUGGUCCCCGAGUCUUCCAUUCCUCUUGACGAUUCAGGCUUUUAUUCUGACGGUGAUGACACGUUCUGUAGAUCAUCUCCUUGUGCAUCAGAUGAUUGCCAUACUCCUCGCUCGGACGAUGAUUCUGAUCAGUGGGAUGAAAUUCCUGAAAGCAGUGACCACGAUGUGCAUGAUUCUCCUCACAGAAGUUCAUCAAGUGCAUCUAUCUUAAGCCCCAAAGAACAUGGCAGAGUGUCCAAUAACGACACUGACAUAACAAAUGAACAUAUGAAUGGCGAACCUUCCUUAUCUGGACCAUUACUUGAUUUUCCAAGUUUCGAAAGUGUGAAUCCUGUACUUGAGAUAGAAAGUAAUAGACAUCAUGAAUGCAAUAAUGUUAUGUCACAUAGUUAUGUGGAGCCUACUCGACCACCACCACCUCCUCCAGCUCCUCCAACGCAGUGGAGGGUCACAAAACCUCAGUUGGAUAAUUCAAAUGAGACUCAAUAUUAUAUAUCGGAAGAUGCCGAACUUAUCAGUGAUCGAAGUCUUCCAGAAUCUACUAUCUUCCAGGAACCUAGGCUUGGCGAGGUCGAGCAAAUACAACUUAAUCACGACGGUCACGAGUCUUAUGACACUAUUAUACAUCAAUUGAAGGAAAAGCUGGGUCCACAGAAGUUGAAUGGUCAGAAGAAUGCAAACCAGUUGAGAAUGGGAAAAGAGAUAGAUGAAAAAGAAGAUUUCCUUUAUCAAAUCAGAACCAAAUCCUUCAACCUGAGGCCUACAGUAACAGGAAAGUCGAAUGCUACCACGGGUCCCACCGCAAACGUCAAAGUAACCGCAAUUUUGGAGAAAGCAAAUGCAAUCCGUCAGGUUGUCGCAAGUGAUGAUGGCGAAGACGACGACGAUACGUGGAGUGAUACAUGAUAUCUUUUUUUUCUUUUCUUUUUUAAAAUUCUUUUAACUUUCAUACAUGAGGCUUUGUUGUAUGUAUGUAUGUAUGCAUGCAUGUGUGAAUAAAUCUUUGUUUAUUUGUUAUUAAUAGUGCAGCAGCUAUUAGUUUCCUUAAUCUCAUACGAUAAUAUGAUUUAUGUCUUCAA